AUGUCAAGCUCUUCCGACCACCUCAAAAACGCAUCGCGCGCGUCCAACGGCCACUCCUACUCGUCCUCCAACCAACACAAGAACAAUAAUCCCAUCCAAUCCGUCCUCUCCCUCCCACCGCGCUGGCUGCAUAUGUACAGCGACUUUAUCACCAAAAACGCGCACCAAGUCUCGCAAAUUGAAAGCGCCCUGCGCUCCCUUACCUACAUCAUCCCAGGCCGCUUCCGCGACGCUGAGAUCGCCUCCGAAACCCUACACUCGGGCGUCCAACUCCUUAGUCUCUACCACGAUGCCGUUUUACUCCGCGCCCUAUCCCGCAUCCCGGGGCUGUCAGCGCGUGUCCCUAGCCUCCACGCAAGGUACACGCGCUUCUGGACGGAGAAGAGCCGGCUGUACCGGCGGACAGCGCUGUUGCUGCAGGUGGUGCAGUACACGGAGCUCCUGUGGGAGAUGACGGCCAAGCGAAGGGGGGAGAAGGUGCGCUGGCGGAUCGUGAUUGUGCUCGAGGCAGUUAAGGCGUUGUGCAGGCUGCUACUACUCAGAAUAACGAAUUCGAGGCCGCUGGUCACGCCUGUGUUGCCCGAGAGAGAACCGAUUCCGGAUCACGAAGACGACGCGGACAAUGGGAGGACGUUGAAGGAAUUAAUGGGCGAGGACAUCGAGGAUGACACCCUGACGGGCAUGAAUGGCUCGGCCAAGGCGGCGCACGAGAAGGAAUGGACCAUGCCACGGACGGGGACGAGCUUACCGAGCUUACCCAAUCCGAAUAAUAUCAACUCCUACCUUCAGAGCCGCGUGUUGACGGCGGACGAUAUCAAGCCUGCGGUAAAACUACUCAAUACGCUGCAGGGAUCAGCACAGGCGGCCGAGAUCCUGCACAUACUCGCCCCCCUCAUCUAUGUAACGGCGCUGGCAAGGAGCAAAAAUAAGAAGUCGUGGACGCCCUGGGUCUUGGGAGUGGCCGUGGAAUAUGCGGCGAGGCAGCUGAGAGAGCGCAGCUUCCGGACGACGGGUUUGGAACGGGAGGAAUGGGGCAAGAGGGGUUGGACCAUGGGAUGGUGGACAAUGAGGGGCGCGUUCUAUGAGAACGUCACUAAGAGCAUGGUUGGGAGCGUGAAGAGGCGGAUGCCGAGUCUGGUGAGUGGCAUACUCGAGGAUUACGAGUAUUUGUGGGAGAACUACUACUUCAGCACUAGUGCAUAA
Pseudomassariella vexata is the source of this 1203-nucleotide messenger RNA. RefSeq names its product peroxisomal membrane protein. Lineage: Eukaryota; Fungi; Ascomycota; Sordariomycetes; Amphisphaeriales; Pseudomassariaceae. Bases 1 to 1203 code for a protein of 400 amino acids. The transcript has a single exon. The record is from RefSeq and is a predicted model, not a curated record. Gene Ontology annotation, biological process: peroxisome organization. Gene Ontology annotation, cellular component: peroxisomal membrane.